Messenger RNA from Phasianus colchicus (ring-necked pheasant), 5097 nucleotides. The record is from RefSeq and is a predicted model, not a curated record. NCBI's taxonomy places the organism in Eukaryota, Metazoa, Chordata, Aves, Galliformes, Phasianidae.
GCUGUUUUUAGCUCCAGCAACUCAGUGAGACCUCAGCAAAGAUUGUUAAUGACUUUUUUUGCUAUGCAGUAUCUCUGAGAUCAUUACAAACUUGUGCACUUUUAUUUCUUGGAUGCACAGUGGAUUAUUUUGCUUUUGGAUGAGUUGCUCUUCACUGCCUUCAAGGUAAAGCACUUCAGUACUUUUGCUCAACAGAAGCAUAGGACUAAAACAUUUUUUUUUAAGCUCUCCCUGCUACAAGGAACAUUUCACUUCAGUUUUUAGUGGCUGGGCUUUGUCGCCGGAAAUGACUGCAGUGGCUGAAGUUCCUCAUAGCCUGAACACAGAACUGCCUUCUAGCUUGUUGCACUGAGGAAACACUUCAUAGCAUACGGUGACUUUUUGCACUGGGAAGUAUGCAGAACCCAAGUGCACAUGAAAACACAGACUUGCAGCCCAGGGUGCGUCAUGAGGAGCAGAAUUAUGGAGCUACUGCAGCACGUGUGAGACGAGGUCCACGUGUGCCACUGUCAAGGAACAGUCCAUCAAAGAGAGAUUACCUGAUAGUUGGUGUGCUGUGCUAUGCAAACCUAAUAAAUUUCAUGGAUUGGUUUAUUGUACCAGGGAUCCUGUUAGAUAUACAGAAAUACUUUGCACUUAAUGAUGGGACUGCAGGCCUACUGCAAACAGUUUUCGUCUUGUGUUACAUGCUGGCUGCUCCCUUCUUCGGAUACCUUGGUGACCGAUACAACAGGAAAGUCAUCCUUGGAGCUGGUAUUUUCUUCUGGUCUGCUGUAACAUUAGGAACUUCAUUCAUCAGUAAAUCAUAUUGCUGGAUAUUCUUUCUUUCACGAGGACUGGUUGGCAUUGGCACAGCCAGUUAUUCCACAGUAGCUCCUACCAUCAUUGCAGAUCGGUUUGAUGAGGGAAAAAGGACCACGAUGUUGUCUGUCUUCUAUAUCUGCAUUCCAGUGGGAAGUGGUCUUGGUUACGUCUUGGCAUCCAGCAUGGAACAUGUCACAGGUGACUGGCACUGGGCCUUCAGGGUUACUCCUUGCAUGGGAGGUUUAGCUCUGGUUCUUCUGAUUCUGCUGGUCCCUCACAGGAUCCAGAGGAGGACAGAGGCACACAGAGCACUGAGCAUCCACGGCUCUUUACGAGUAGCAGCCGAAAAACCUGGUGCACAAGGAGCUGCCAAGACUUCUUGGUGUCAAGAUGUCACAUCGCUUGGCAAGAACUGGAGCUUUGUCUGGUCCUCGCUGGGUCUGACUGCCAUGGCCUUCGUCACUGGAGCGCUGGGGCUGUGGGUACCAGUGUUCCUUUACAGGGCUCAGGUUGCCCUGGGCAUUGUGCAGCAGUGCCUGGAAAAAUCAUGCAAUUCAUCUAACAGCCUAAUAUUUGGAGGCAUCACCAUCGGGACGGGAAUCCUGGGUGUCAUUGCUGGGGCAGAAGCUGCAAGAAGACUAAGGAAAACCAACAGCAGAGCUGAUCCUCUGAUCUGUGCUACAAGCAUGCUUGUUUCUUCCCUGUGCCUCUACAUAGCAAUCAUGGUGGCCCAGAAGAACAUCCUUUCCACUUUUAUUUUUAUUGCAUUUGGAGAAUUAUUUUUAUCUGUCAACUGGGCUGUUGUGACAGACAUACUGUUGUAUGUCGUGACACCAAGACGGCAGUCUACAGCUAUUGCCCUGCAGAUCUUGGUGAGCCACUUGCUGGGAGAUGCAGGCAGCCCAUACCUUAUUGGGAUGAUCUCCAAUGCUAUUCAAGCCAAGAAAGAUCAGUCACUCCAGUGGAGUUUCUGCAGCCUGCAGUACAGCUUCCUCAUCUGUGUUUUUGUUGGUGUCUUUGGAGGAGGUUUUUUCCUCCUGACAUCUUUCUACAUCGAGGAAGAUCGUAAGGAAGCAGAGCAGCUUUGAUGUUCCUAUGUAUCCUUUAAACCUGUAUCUGAUUUUUUUUCUCUGAUGUAUGCAAGCCAUGAUACUGACUCUGUAAAGUUAAAACACAAACUUCUGUGCUAUGGUAAUGCUACAAUAGUUUCUAUAAAUAAAAAAAAAGCAAAAUCCCACCAAAGCCUCAGAUUAAACAAAUCUCUCAUAUUGAGUAAAACACUUCACAGAACACACGAAGACCACAGGAGUGCUGUUAAUGACCCCUUAAAUGCUACAGAAUACGGAGUAACAGAAGAGCUUUACAGCAGAUAAGGCACCACUGAAGCCUCCAUGAAAGCUGAGGUUCUUGCUCCACUCAGGUCUGUGCUGCCUGCUAGAACCCUAACUGUCUUUCUGUAAUACUUCUCCCUCUCCCCUGAAAGAAGUCACAUUCAAAGUGUGAAAGACUUAAAGAAGAUCUGUUGAACUGGACAGAACCCUGCCCUUAAUUGCCUGGGUUCUUACAGCUUCCUUCUGCUCUGACUUGCCAUAAAUUAAUGCUGCCUUUCAAGUGAACUCCAGGCCAAGAUUUGCAAAGAAGAAGAAAAUAAAGUCCUCCUCUUUUUCUUUCCCUUUUGCCUAAUGAGAUACAGCUAGAGAAAAAUCCAAAUAACCAUUUCUCCAUAUGGCAGAAAGUCCUGCAUGCUGACUUUUUGGACACUGCUGACUAUGAGUAAAAAAUUACUGCUGAAUCAGCAUAUGGCAACCCUUCCUCAAUCUGCAAACACAGGCAUGAGCAUUCUGUGGAACUGGAGGCUCCAGGAGGUGUAGGGCUGUCCCAGGCAUGACUGUUAACCUAACCAAGACAAUAGAAUUUCAGGCAGAAUGUCUUGUGAAAAUAUGGAGACGAUGCCCACAAUUCCUCAGCAGGUUGAGAUUAGCCUAUAGAAUUUGGAAGAUAAGGACAGACUAAAAUGUGUUUUCAGUUGUCUGAAAUGACUGAGUGAAGCAGACUGUCAAAGUCAGUGUCAUGUUCAAGAGUGGGGGGUUGUGGCCAAUCUAUAUGUACAUUCUGACUUUGGCAGGGAUAGAAUUAGUUUUCUUUGUAAUAUGGUGCUGUGUUUUGGAUUCUGUAUGAAAACAGCAUUGAUAACAGUGAUGUUUUAGUUGUUACUGAGCAGUGCAGAGUAACCGUUCAAGGACUUUUCAGCUUCUUGUGCUGCUCUGGCAAUGAGUGAGCUGGAGGUGAAUGAGAGGCUAGAAGGGAACAGAAGCAGAGCAGCUGACCCAAACUGACCACAGAAACGUGUGACAUCAUAGAGAACAACAAAACUUGGGGGGAGUUGGCUGGGAAAUCGUUUGGCUGGUAGUGAGCAAUUGCAUUGUGCAUCACUUUAUUAAACUGUCCUCAUCUCAACCCAUGAGUUCUCACACUUUUCACCCCUUUCAGUUUUCUCCCUGAUUACACUGUGGGGGAAUGCACUGAUGGCUGUGUGGUGCUUAGCUCCCCCCUGGGUUAAACCACAACAAUUUCAUAUGUUAAAUGGUCUGUAAUCCUUUAUAAUCCUUUGAGGCUCUUCAGCAUAUCCUCAAGCUUUGGGUAAGUAUCUCCUCAUAUGAGUGAAUAGAGGUAGCUGUAAAAUCACAUAAAUAUAACUGUCCAUUUGAAGUCUUAUCUCUAAAGAGCAUAAGAAAUCGGUCGUGGUAUCUAUGGUCAGAAUAUUACACCAGGUGCCAAAUAUGACAUGAUUAAUGUGGCCAGCUUCCAUUGAGGUGUUGUAGUUCCCAGCAGCACCUGAAAGCCAAGCCCUGAGCAAGGGGAUUGUGAAGCACUGUGAAUCUUACCUGUUUCUCCCAGUAAGUUGCUGGGAUCAUAAAGCAUAACAUUCCUGUAAUGACAGUGAAUAUUGAAUGCCAUUACAAAUACAUAAUUCAGUGGCUGUGGGUUUUCUCUUUUUCCUCAUUCCCUGUUUCCCUCUCAUCUUUCUGGCAUCUGUUCUGAAACCAAACUUUAAAAGUAGUUAUUGAAUUUGGCCAGAUCUUAUGUCAUUAUGGGAAAUCAUAAAUGUUUUUCUGAUACUCAAAGUGAAAUAGUUGUCCUUAAAAUUAAACUUGGUAUUCUUGAAGAUGCAGCAACUCUGGUUGUAAAAGCUAGCCAACCACUGCCUUUCUGGAAUUUCAUGUGCUGCCACAGAACCCAUUUCCAGCAAGGGAUUCCUAGUACUGGAUGUACUAAGAUGAAUGUAGAAAGUCUAAAAAAGGUACUUUAAAGCCCUCUGAACUCACUGCACACUUGAGACUGGACUUGCUUGAGCUGAGAUACAUUUGCUGUGCUGUUACUGAACCACAGGUGUGUAGCAGUUUGCUGGAGCCAAAUGGGCACUCAUCAGAGGGAAUCAUUGAGCACUAGCAGGGAAAUCUCUGGCCGAAGAUUUAAGGACUGUCAGCUUCAACCCCCUGCUGAGCCUGGACUAAUACACUUCUCCAGCCUUUGGGGUUCUAUUGCUGUUAGAAAAAACAGGGAUGACACUGACCCAUCUUAGUGAAAUAAUACCAAAAUAACCAUAUUCUGGUUUGGGAUUGUUGGCCAAAGUCCUCUUGUCAGUUUCUUGGGAAGCCAGAGCUACUGGCAUUAGCCCAGGAAUAGUACAAGUUUGAAUAGCAGAUAGACUUGCAAAGCUAAGAACAGUGCAGAGUAAAUCAAACACAAAAUAGUUAGAAUGACAACCGGCAGAAGUAUGAUGGAAAUGCAAGUGCUAUGAAUAAUUAGCCACCUCUGACCCAGGAAAACACUGCCUUCCUUUGCAGCAGCACAAAACUGAUUGCAAACGGUGUUGGGGAGGAAAAUAAAGCUAUUCACUCUGUCUUCCUCUCAUCAGAAAAAUUCAUUUCCUUUCUACUAUUGAGCAAUGAAAUAUACCUGAUUGGAUCUGGUGAGACAACUUCACAUGGAAGAUAUGGGAUGUGCUGAAGCUAAAGGUGAUCCUUUAGCUGGAGGGGGGAAUGCAUGUAUAUCUCCUAUUUUAAUAAAGAAUUAAAUCCCUUAAAAGAAUAAUGUUUUCUUGGACAUUUGCUUGCAUGCAUAGAAGCAGUUUGCAUGUACUUUUCCCUUCGUGUACUGCUUGUUGCUGGCUACAUUGGAAUUAACUGGCAGAGCCAGUUAAGAAGCCAGAGAAGAAAGUAAGAUGGAAAAGCUGUGGUGUGACAGCUAAUCUGGUUUUGUACAUGUCUUAAGUGAUAGCUCACAGGUGAG